AUGUAUCUACGUAAAGUUUUCAGGUGCAUAUGUAGCGACGAAGAAUGUGUAGAUCUGAGAUGGUGUAGAUUUGGGACGGAGAAAGUUUUCAGGAAAAGCGACAUUCACGAAGAUGAAGGUGAUGGUGAUACAGAUGACGAUGGAGUACAUCUGAUGAAAAGGUUACCUUCUCCAGCAAGGUGGCAAUCACGCCAAUGUGACAAUUCCAAAGAAGGUGUGGCGUUUGUGAAGAUUAAAGCUUUUUAUGGUGGUGGAGACAGAGAUUCAGGUGGUUUUUUAGGGUUUUAG
Molecule: messenger RNA, 288 nt
Organism: Lactuca saligna
Lineage: Eukaryota; Viridiplantae; Streptophyta; Magnoliopsida; Asterales; Asteraceae
Source: the annotation of a GenBank genome assembly